Dibothriocephalus latus is the source of this 246-nucleotide messenger RNA. The record is from the annotation of a GenBank genome assembly. Lineage: Eukaryota; Metazoa; Platyhelminthes; Cestoda; Diphyllobothriidea; Diphyllobothriidae.
AUGUGCGCAGAAAAUAAUCGUGCGCGUCCAAUGCCUCUAAUGAUGAUGAUGAGGGGGAAGAAGAAAAGGAGAGGAGAACGAGGAGAAGCUGAUUGUGAUGAUGAUAAGGAGAAGGGGAAGGAGGAGGAAGACGAGGAGCAUGAUGAGAGAGAAGAGGAGCAGGAAGGGGCGAAGGAGGAGAAUGAGGAGAAGAUGAUGCUGCUGGUGAUGAUAAUCAUAGUGAGGAUAUCGAGGAACAUGAAGAGA